GUUAUAUUCGGUUACAUUGCUGUUACACUGCUGCUAUAUUACUGUGUUCACUGGGUUGUAUCAAUUUAUGUUACUUGCUGGAAAGCUCUCAAAAUUUAAUAUGAUUGUUAUAUUAUUAUUCAAUUAUCUAUCAUCUGAAAGAUUCAAUUGUAGCAAUUAAAAAUAAACUUAGAAUUAAUAAUUACCGUCAGUUGAAGGUUAUGUGGUAUAGUUCUAUAAAAAAAAGUUCUAUUUUUCUAUUGAAAAACAAUUUUGGACACAUUGUAUUAAUUAAUGAUUUAUAUUUCUAGGUUAGCUCUAGUGUUUGUGGUGUUUGUUCUGAAAACGUUAUACAUGAUAAUAUACCAAAUUACUUGUGCAUGCAAGGAUAUCAAAAAUGUUAUUAUGAUGCACAACAGAAUUUCUAUCCUUCAACAGAUCAGAAUCUUAUUGUAAGAUGUAAAAGUUUUGAAGGUGAAAAACGAAUUAUUUUUCAAAACAUUGAUGACUUGGAAAAUGAGAAAAGUUUAAAGUUACGUAAAAAUUUCAAUAACAAAACUCACCAAAAAGCAAGUUUAAAUUUUGAUGAAGAAGAAUUGUUAAUUUUAGAAGUAAGAGCUCGAGAACUUCUCUGGAACUUCCAAUUAAAUAUACAAGAAAGAAAUAUAAAAGUUACAAAUAAAUUGUGGAAAGAAGUAUCCGAAGCAAUUGGAGGUAAAAUUAGUGCUAAAGGGGCGAAACAAAAAUUUAAAAGUCUGCAUGAUACAUAUAGAAAAAUAAUUCAAGCUGAGAACUUACCAAGUGGAUCUGCAAGGAAAAAUUUAGAACAAUUUCAAACAUGUGUUCCAUCGAGGCAGAACAGGCUUCCAAUGUUAAUGAUGAAAAUAAUACUUCUUCCAAUAAGUUUUCAAUAAUUUUGUAGUGAAGAGUUGUCAAUUUAUGUACCAAUUAUAAUUUCUUUUCUUGUAAAUGAUCUUCAGGUGAAUUAUCUUCGAAAAUAAAAAGACAAAGAAAAGAACAAGACUUUUCGUUAAAAAAUGUGCUUGAGAAGAUUACUGAUACUUUCAUCACAAAUGAAGAAACAGCUUUGCCAUUGCCACUUCCGCCACAAAUAGAUGAAAUCGAAGCAUUUCUGAUUAUGCUAGGUCAUAGGAUUAAAAAAUUGCCAAAAGAAAAACAAAUGGCAGCAAUGCAAAGUCACUUACAAUUAUCUUUUAAUCAUUAAAAAAGAAAUAUUUUAAUAACUAUAUUUUUUAAGGAAAGUUUCUAUUUCUCAAUAUUUUAUACAUUUUAUAUAAUACAUAUAUAUUGAGAGUUAACUAAAGUAUCGAAUAGUUUAUGUUUUUAAAGUGUUUUGUUAAGGUUGUUAUGAUAUCAAAGACUAAUAAUCUAUAUGACAAUAAGCCAAAGAUAGAAGGGUGGUGAGUAAUUUGAAAGAAAGAUACAGAACGAAGUGAACAAAAAUUUUCUUGUCAUAUUAUAGCUGAUAAAAAAAAAGAAAAUGACGGAGAACGAUUUCGGUAAUUAUAAGACUAAAAAAUAAUAGUCUUGUAUAAAUGCGGAGAUAGUAAUAAUAUAGAUACAGUGGUUUAUAAUGCGGAUUAUAAUAAAAUUACAAUUGGCACGUCUUUAGAUUGUUAUAUGCAAAGAGAUUAAGUUAGUGAUACUUAAUAUAACGAUUGUUAGCAAAAUAAACAAAUUGAUAUUUAAAAUAAUUAACAUUUUAGUGAAUACUUAUUUUUAUUUUAUUUUAGAUAUAUUACUAGUAUUUUUGUUAUAAGAGUGCAUGUUAAUUUUAUAUUAUUUUGUAGUCAACUAAAUUUCUUUUUAAACAUGUGUUUAUUUGUACGACUUAUCCAAAUACAUUGAUUUUUUAAACAAUUUUUUCUUGUAAUACUAAUGCAUACAAUACACAUAUAUUGAUGAUAUGUAUCAGAUUUUAUGUACUGUAUUCAGCAAUGAUCAAAUUGCCAUGGCACAGCGCCUUCACUGUUGAAUUAAUGACAAAAUUCAUUACGUAUGGAGGAAGCUAGUCGUGAAUUAUUAUUUGUACUACAUUUGGUAAUAUCUUCUAGUGCACCAUCAACAGGCCAAUCUUUCCUCCAAUUACCAGGAAUAAAUCCCUUGGGUCCAUCAGAAUCUAUCAUUGCUUCAAGUACAUAGUUAGAAUUCUCAUCAUUUAUUCGAAGCCAAUUAUGAAAACAUACAAGAGCUUGAAUGAUUUUCAUAGUUUUAUCCAUAUUGCAAUCAAUAUGUCUCCUCAAAAUUCUCCAUUGACUAGUAAGUAUGCCAAAUGUAUUUUCAAUUGUCCGCCUGGCUCUACUUAAACGGUAAUUAUAAAUUGUUCUGUCUUUAUCGAGACCAUUUUUCCCUGGAUAAGGUCGCAUUAAAUAUUCCGUUAAAGGGAAAGCUUCAUCUCCUACCAAUACAUAAGGUAGAGCAAUUCCUUCAAAUGACAAAGGUUUCCAUUCUGGCAAAUUCAUCUCUUUUCUUACAAAUUUUUGUCCCAUUAAAGAAUCUCUAAAUAUUCCACCAUCACUUCGUCGUCCAUAUGCACCAAUAUCGAUAAAAGUAAAUCUAUAUUUAGCGUUACAAAUAGCUAAAAGCACAAUGUUAUGGCUGUUUUUAUAAUUAUAAGAAGAGGAGCCAGCAUUAGAAGGACACUAAAAAAAUAAAGAAUUAGAAAUGUUUGUUUCACAACAAAAAUAUAUACCCAGAUAGCCAAGCCUGCAGGAACAGAUUUUGAGCAAAGCAUGCUAUCAAUUUUUGACGACAAAAUGGCAACAAAUUUUAUACAGAGUCUGUAAUAUCCAACGAUGUCGGCAAACUGCUGUCAGAAAUCAAGCAGAGCUUGCUAACAUAAUCUGACAACAGAUUGGCAGCAGAAAUCGAGCAAAACCUGUUGAUAUAACUGACAGCAGAUUGGCAGCAGAAAUCG
Messenger RNA from Monomorium pharaonis (pharaoh ant), 2917 nucleotides. RefSeq lists its product as uncharacterized. Gene Ontology annotation, cellular component: nucleus; transcription regulator complex. Gene Ontology annotation, biological process: regulation of transcription by RNA polymerase II. NCBI's taxonomy places the organism in Eukaryota, Metazoa, Arthropoda, Insecta, Hymenoptera, Formicidae. The coding region runs from base 360 to 893 and encodes 177 amino acids. The transcript has 5 exons. The record is from RefSeq and is a predicted model, not a curated record.